AUGGCCUCCUCUAUUCCCUCGGCAGGCUUGCCUACAGCCUUGGGUGGCAAUUUGACCGAUUUCGCUAGCAACGUUGUCAGCAUCAUCUCUCCGUACAUACCGGACGCCGUCAAGUCCAACAUCAACACAAUCGCAUCGUCCAAGUUGACACAGGAGAUGUCAAAAGGCUGGAGUUGGGCUGCGUACUCCUCUCUGCUGGUCGCUAGCAUCUACGUGUUCGACUGGGGAGCCAAAUCGCGUCGCGACAAGAGGCUUCGCGAUUUUGGCUCCCCGCCUCCUCUUGUCCCGUUCAAGGCCCCGUUUGGGAUUGACUUGGCCGUGUAUUCCUUAUACCGGUUCUUCAAGUUCACGUUCUUCGAGCUCGUCAAUAGUUGGCUUGAGGCUGUGCCUGGCCGCACCGUCGAGAUGCGAAUGUUUGGCACAGGCUUAAUCUUCACCGAUGAGCCUGCCAACAUCAAGGCAAUCAUGUCUACAGAGUGGUCCAGCUUCGGAAGAGGCGAAGUGACCAAGCGUAUCUGGGGAGACAUGCUCGGAGAAACACAAAUCUUUGUUGUGGACGGAGAGGACUGGCAUAACAGCAAAGAGCGCAUCAAGGGUCAUGUUAUGAAGAUGCGUUCGGACGAUCUUGAGAUCACCGAAAAGCAUGCCCAGAAAUUGUUCGCAUGCUUCGACGUCGGAAAACCUGUCGAGGUAUACGAUGUCGCCGACCGGUACCAGCUUGAUGUCGUCUCAGAGGUGUUUUUCGGCGAGUCGGCCGACUCCCUCACAGGACAUCACCCAUUCAGAGAACCUAUGGAGACGUUGCACCCUAUCAAUACAGCGCGUAUGCUGUUCGGAAAGAAUGCCUAUUAUGUAAAGGACAAGUAUCUGGCUCCCAAGGCACUCAAAGAACUGAACGACUAUACCUCUGGCAUUGUGGACCGAGCAUACGCGAGAGAUUUGUCAAAGAAGUCGCCCGAGGAUUAUAACAUGCUGGACGACCUCGUGAGCCAAAAGAAGAGUGUCAAGGACAUCAAAGACUCCAUGAUGACUAUCAUGCUUGGUGGAAAGGACCCCUCGGCCAUUCUCAUUGCGUGGGCUAUCUUCUUGAUGGGAAAGUACCCCAACGUCAUGAAGAAGAUGCAAGCUGAGGUUGCACGAGUAUCUGGCGACAAGCCGCCUUCGGCAUCUGAUCUCAAAGAGAUGAUGUACAUCCGCUACGUGAUCAAUGAGACCUUCCGACUGUAUCACCCUCUCGGCAUGAAUGUCAGAAUGGCGUUGAAAGAUGCCACACUGCCGAUCGGAGGAGGAAAGAGUGGCAGAGAGCCCGUUGCAGUUCCUAAGGACACAACCAUCAUUUACUCUCUAGGUGGUCUUCAGCGUCGUAAAGACAUCUACGGCGAGGAUGCGCUCGAGUUCCGACCCGAGCGUUGGGAGGGCGCCAACAUCAAUCGCUGGCACUUCAUUCCGUACAACCAUGGCCCCCGACACUGCUUAGGUCAGAAGUUUGGGCAGCAGCAGAUGGAGUAUGUUCUGGCGAGAAUCUGUCAGGAGUACGAGGAGAUUCGGAUUCCUGCAGGACAACCCGAACAGCAAAUUCGUAUCGAGCUGAACUUGAAGAUGGCACAUCCAUGCAUGUGUGAGUUUGUCAAGAAGUCCAAAAGUAGUUAG
Messenger RNA from Colletotrichum graminicola M1.001, 1650 nucleotides. Its product is annotated as cytochrome P450. NCBI's taxonomy places the organism in Eukaryota, Fungi, Ascomycota, Sordariomycetes, Glomerellales, Glomerellaceae. Gene Ontology annotation, molecular function: iron ion binding; heme binding; monooxygenase activity. The record is from RefSeq and is a predicted model, not a curated record. The transcript is spliced from 11 exons. Bases 1 to 1650 code for a protein of 549 amino acids.